Messenger RNA from Miscanthus lutarioriparius, 426 nucleotides. NCBI's taxonomy places the organism in Eukaryota, Viridiplantae, Streptophyta, Magnoliopsida, Poales, Poaceae. The record is from the annotation of a GenBank genome assembly.
AUGUCGGUGGGCAGCAAGUCGCUGCCGGCGCGGCGCGGCAACGAGGGACAUGAAAACGGCGACGGCGCCGUGGUGAGGGAGGAGGAGGGCGACUUGGCCAGGGGCGGCGGCGGCGGCGGUAGCCGCAGGAGCAGGAAGCAGAAGUCGGCGCGGUACGACCGCUGCUUCUCGGGGCUGGAGCUCAGCAUCGGGCCGGGCCCGUUGAAGGACGUGGACGCCGGGAAGCUCAAGGGCCAGAUCAAGAGGUGGGCGAAGGCCGUCGUGGCCUUUGCGCGCCAGAUCAGCUUCGGCUCGCGGAGGGCCGCGCCCACGCCGCCCGGCGGCGACGACGACACGCCGCGAUCGGCCCCGUUGCGGGCGUCCAGGUCCUCCAGCCGCCUCGGUGCCCAUGGCGUCAAAGAAGGAGCUUCCGACGUGAGAGCUUGA